Lodderomyces oxycetoniae is the source of this 921-nucleotide messenger RNA. RefSeq lists its product as uncharacterized. Lineage: Eukaryota; Fungi; Ascomycota; Pichiomycetes; Serinales; Debaryomycetaceae. The record is from RefSeq and is a predicted model, not a curated record. Bases 1 to 921 code for a protein of 306 amino acids. The transcript has a single exon.
AUGAAGAUGAUAAUAUUGAUAUGGUAUCUCUUUGUCUUCUCAACAACUUGUAAUUCUUCUGAAAUUUCGCAAAUAAAGGAGCCAAAAUUUAUUGACUUGGAUAAGAAUGAAGAAAAUCAAAUAAAUCAAAGAAAUAUCACCUACUAUACUCUCAAAGAGAGAGAAGAAAUCACCCCAAAGCUAUUGGAAUCACUAUUCUAUCACAAUCCUCGAACGGUAAUAUAUGUACAAGAUUCAAAUACAACAAUAGUCCCUACUGAUGAAAUAUUGGAAACGCAAAAUUUGACAAGAUUAACCAAUCUUGAAUAUAUUGAAGUCAAGCAUAAUUUCAAGCAAACUCAAUAUAACUAUAUUCCCAUUUCACCUUGUAUUUCCAAUAACCCAUUCAAAUUGGAUCCACCAUUAAUGGGGGUAGCGUGGACUCAUCGUCUAGCACUAUCAACGAGAUUCAGUGGCACUUUUGGUGGAAUAUUAAGUGGCGGAUAUCUACUAAACUCAACGACGAUAGGAUUGACAUUGGGUGAAAUAACAAGGAUAAAAUUUGCCAAGGAAAGAUCAGUCGAUUCUUUUGCUGCUUGUUAUCUGACUAAUAGAGAAGCUGCUAGAUUGUUUGGGUAUAUACCGAUGUAUACCACAGAACCAAUCACGAGGCGCAUUAGUUUUCACAAUUGGCAAAAUCGCAAACUGGGGGGGAAAAAGAAUAGCUUUUUUGAUGCAAGGAAUAGCGGUGACUUUAAUUCAAGGGCAAGGGUAGAGCUUGGUACAAUGUGGUUCCCUUCAAAGCCAAGGCGAUUAUUGAGUGACGAGCCGGUGAUUAUGGUAUGUGAUGUAGGUACGAGAGAUGGUUUGAAAUGCAAUGAGAAUAAGGGUAGGAUAGUUGAUAGUUAUGGCAAUGAGAUAUUAUGGGAAAGCGAAUAUUGA